Molecule: messenger RNA, 1048 nt
Organism: Vicia villosa (hairy vetch)
Lineage: Eukaryota; Viridiplantae; Streptophyta; Magnoliopsida; Fabales; Fabaceae
Product: transcription factor HEC1-like
Exons: 1
Coding region: 202-873 (223 amino acids)
Biological process (GO): regulation of DNA-templated transcription
Molecular function (GO): protein dimerization activity; DNA-binding transcription factor activity
Source: RefSeq, a predicted model, not a curated record
GUUGGUCGGUUAUCAUAAUACAUCAUCUAUCUUUCUAUCUUCUCUGCACUCAUUUCAUGAUUCUUCUUCACUACUAGUCUUUUUUUAUUUAUUUAUAUAUUCUUCCGCUCCUUAUCUUUCUGAUCACAAACCCUACUUUCACACCAUUCUCUCCCAUACUCUCUCUGCACCUUCCUUUUCUCUUUGUCACACCAUCAUAGUAUGGACAUGAUCUCAAUGAUGAUGCAAAUGGAAAAGUUUCCUGAUAAUUUCUCUGAACCUUCCUCUUACCAAGAAAUAAUCCAUGGAACUUCCAAUACCAAUACUGUUCCAUUAUUUAACUUCUCUCCACAAACUUUUACUACUGAUCCAUUUCUACACUCUAAUGUCAGUUUCAACAACACUAUCCAAGUACCAUCUUCUCAUUAUAACCCUAAUUCUUCUGAUAAGAAGAACUCCAUGGCGGCCAUGAGAGAAAUGAUAUUCAGAAUAGCAGUGAUGCAACCGGUGCAUAUCGAUCCGGAGUCAAUUAGGCCACCGAAGAGAAGGAACGUGAAGAUAUCGAAGGAUCCGCAGAGCGUAGCGGCGAGGCAUAGAAGGGAAAGGAUAAGUGAAAGGAUAAGGAUACUGCAGAGAUUAGUACCUGGUGGAACAAAAAUGGACACUGCUUCUAUGUUGGAUGAAGCUAUACAUUAUGUGAAGUUUUUGAAGAAACAGGUUCAGAGUUUGGAACAAGCUGGGGCUAAUAAUAGAUCAUCACACAUUGGUGCUGGUGCUGGUGCUGGUGGUGUUAUGAAUAAUUUUAAUGUAAUGAAUUAUUCUUCUGCUUUGAUGAUGAAGGGUUGUCAACCUUUUCAAAUGGUAGGGUCUACUUCUAAACAAUUGCUUAGCUAGUAUUAAGAUAUUAAUUUGCUUAAUUUGGAGCAUGGUUUCUCCAUGUUUGUGAUUGUAAUUUUCUAAUGAAUGAAGGAAUGUUAGUUGAACCAAAUGAAAUAAAAAAGAUCACAAAAUGUUAGAAGAAUAAUUAUGGUUUAAAUUUAAGUGCUUAAAAUAUAUAUAAAUCUGUUUA